UCUCGUUUUGGCUUCGCGGCACCACGACUGUCGCCAUUUUGUCAAAAAAUUCCUGUGAGAUGUGAUAAAGUAUUUGAUUACUCAAAGCCUCCAAAACAAAUUCUGAAUUAUUUUUGGUUGUACCGUUAUGGUAGAAAUCAAAUGUGAUGUGAUAAAGAGGAGCACUAGCCUCAUAUGUUCGCUACCGUAGCGAUAUUCUUUUGAAAAAGAAUCCGGUAAACCCAAGUCGAAACAAAAAUAUUCCGUUUGAUUCCUAUCCUUUUGUCCUUUGUCACAAGAAGCGGUCAUUCGACCUGUGACAUCCACAGGUUUAUUAAAAUGCCACUACCAAGCCGGGCCAGAGUCUAUGCUGACAUAAACACACACAAACCAAGAGAAUACUGGGACUAUGAAGCUCAUGUGGUAGAAUGGGGAAACCAAGAUGACUACCAAAUUGUGAGGAAGUUGGGCAGAGGCAAGUACAGUGAAGUGUUUGAAGCCAUCAACAUCACAAACAAUGAGAAAUGUGUGAUAAAGAUUUUAAAACCUGUGAAAAAGAAGAAAAUCAAAAGAGAGAUAAAAAUAUUAGAGAACUUGAGAAGUGGAACCAAUAUUAUCACACUCCUAGCAAUCGUCAAAGAUCCAGUGUCUCGGACGCCUGCUCUCAUAUUUGAACAUGUAAACAAUACAGACUUCAAGACGUUAUAUCAGACAUUUACAGACUACGACAUACGCUUCUAUUUAUAUGAAUUAUUGAAGGCACUUGAUUACUGUCACAGUAUGGGCAUCAUGCAUCGAGAUGUUAAACCCCACAAUGUCAUGAUAGACCAUGACAACAGAAAGACGUUACGCCUUAUAGACUGGGGUUUAGCUGAAUUCUACCACCCAGGAAUGGAGUACAAUGUUCGGGUGGCAUCACGGUACUUCAAAGGUCCAGAGUUGCUACUCGACUACCAGAUGUACGACUAUUCCCUAGACAUGUGGAGCUUGGGCUGCAUGUUUGCCAGCAUGAUCUUCAGGAAAGAGCCAUUUUUCCAUGGCCAUGACAACUACGACCAGCUUGUGCGGAUAGCCAAGGUUUUAGGAACAGAUGAUCUGUAUGCAUAUAUUGAAAAGUACCAGAUAGAUUUAGACCCAAGGUUCAAUGACAUAUUGGGCAGGCAUUCGCGGAAACGAUGGGAGCGGUUUGUACACAGUGAGAACCAGCACUUAGUCAGUCCAGAGGCAUUGGACUUCCUUGACAAAUUACUCCGAUACGACCAUCAAGAACGUUUAACAGCUAGAGAAGCAAUGGAACAUCCAUAUUUUUAUCCUAUAGUGAAAGAACAAGGUAGAAUGUCGUCCAUGUCUGGUCACACAUCACCGACGCCCGUUUCUAGUUCAGGACAGAUAGGAGAUUAAUCGAGGUCCCUCUGUGAACAGCUCUGUUGGGGUUUCGAGCUCACCUGUCAUGACUCCUAGUAUGUCGCCACUUCCUAACACUGCCGCCACAGCUCAGACGUAGGCAAUGUACCGCUGGUGCCGCGACGUCCGGUCCGGGUAGCCUCAACAUUCACACACACCGAGUACCAGUUCACUGACUGGCGGGCUGGAUGAAUGUAUUAACUUGCAUGGAAGCUAGUCUGUGUUUAUUCUUGAAAGAACAGGUUCUCAUGUCGACAGAUGAAAAACAGAAAAAACUAAAAAUGUGUGCAUGAAAAUUAUAUUUUCUGUGUGCACGGAACAUUACCUUGUUUGUCGUCAUGUGUUGUUACGAAGAAAAUACAAAAAAAAAAAAUGUUGCCUGUUAAUGUGGCAGUAACAAAUACUAAACCUGUACUUAACUUAUUGUUCAAUCAAGCAAGGAACAAUUGUUUUUAUUUAAUGUAUGUUGUUCUCCUUUGCACACAAUGUAUUUUCCAAAGAAAGGGGAGAAAAAAAGCUUUGGAUGAUGAAAUGUUUUAUUUACAUCAAUCUAGUUUUUCUUAACUCUGCCAGUAAAUACAAAUAACAUGUCACGGGCAGAAUCAGUGCUAUGUUCUGAAAUAAAGUAUAGGUCAACUUUGAAAUUUGAAUAACGCUGAUACAAUUGUGCAACAUAAAGAAUUUACAGAUCAUUUGUAGUGCAUUAUAUUUGUGCCAUGGAUGGGAUGUAAAAUUU
This is a messenger RNA of Gigantopelta aegis, 2119 nucleotides long. Its product is annotated as casein kinase II subunit alpha. Gene Ontology annotation, molecular function: ATP binding; protein serine/threonine kinase activity. Gene Ontology annotation, biological process: protein phosphorylation. NCBI's taxonomy places the organism in Eukaryota, Metazoa, Mollusca, Gastropoda, Neomphalida, Peltospiridae. The transcript has 14 exons. The record is from RefSeq and is a predicted model, not a curated record. Gene Ontology annotation, cellular component: protein kinase CK2 complex; cytosol; nucleus. Bases 319 to 1380 code for a protein of 353 amino acids.